Messenger RNA from Conger conger (European conger), 3964 nucleotides. It is a transcript of the gene tlcd2, whose product is annotated as TLC domain containing 2. Lineage: Eukaryota; Metazoa; Chordata; Actinopteri; Anguilliformes; Congridae. Gene Ontology annotation, cellular component: plasma membrane. The transcript has 4 exons. Gene Ontology annotation, biological process: regulation of membrane lipid distribution; plasma membrane organization; membrane assembly. The record is from RefSeq and is a predicted model, not a curated record. Bases 553 to 1275 code for a protein of 240 amino acids.
GUUUGCUUUUUAACGCACAACACAAGAACCACACAGUGAUGAACUGUGGGCUGGGGGCGGGUCUCGGCGCGAGGAAAACAUGACGCCCGUCUUUCGAAUGUUUGGCCGCGCCUCUCUCAGUAGUAAGGCAGGGAUGGUGUUGUUUGGUUAAUGCAGAAGGCAGAAAGUUGUACAAGGGAACGGUCGCAUUUAUAAUCGCUAGUACUUCCCACCAAUGAUACCACUGUAGCCAGUGCGAUGCCUACGACCUCACGAUAACUUCAAUGGCUUUUUGCAUUUUGUUGCUGAUGUACCGAGUCAAAUAGUAACAACAGAUUAAGCCCCGAUUCCCACUUCUUUGCACAGAGACACAAUGAUGUGUCAUUUUUGCUUAAGCACAUGACAUGGCUUGUUGGAUAUGAGAUCAAAAUGACAAGAAAAUAAGCACACCUCAAAUAAGAAAUCUACAAAAAAUUUAGCCGAGAAAUAGAGCAUCAGGUUGCUCAACGCGCGCUAUUUCCAGAUUGUUUUUGCAGUUGAACAUUAAGGACGUUGGAACAACUGUGCAAGACCAUGGAUCUGAAAUCGGUUAUUUUGACAACCAGUAGCUCCGUGGGAUUUUUUAAGAUCGUGAACUGUGGAGUGAGCAGAUUGCCCGUGCCAGAGAGUGCUCGCAGGAACGUGUGGAAAUGGAGAAACACCUCAACGUCUCUGCUUCACAGCGUCAUCACUGGACUCUGGGCUGUGCUUUGCUUCUAUCUGCAUCCGCAGAUGGCGGAGGAUCUCAUCUCGACCCAUUCAGCAUUCUCCCACGCGCUGGUUUGUGUGUCAAUCGGAUACUUCAUCUAUGACUUCUUAGACAUGGUCCAUAACCAGACUCUCAGCCAAUCCUGGGAACUCCUCUUCCACCAUGUGGUGGUGAUCACGUGCCUGGGGAUAGCGGUGCUGACAGGGCGGUACGUGGGCUUCGCUGUGGUGGCGCUGCUGGUGGAGAUAAACUCCAUCUUCCUGCACCUGCGUCAGGUGUUGCGGCUGACGGGCCGGGGCACGACCACGCCCUACCGGCUCAACAGCCUGGUGACGCUGGCCACCUACGUGGUGUUCCGCAUCAGCACGCUGGCCUGGAUGACCCGCUGGCUGGUGCUGAACCGCGAACUGGUGCCCCUGUUCAGCUACAGCGUGGGCAGCCUGGGGCUGGCUGCCGUCACCAGCAUGAACAUUGUGCUGUUCUACCGGCUGCUACGCACCGACUUCCUGCUGCAGGGCCGCGGCGGCCGGCGGGACAAACAGGCCUAGGCCCCGUCGCCAUCAGCUCUGCACCGCGCCUCACCACAGCCACAACAUUACUAUUCACCAAGCAAAGAGGCCUAGGCCCCGUCGCCAUCAGCUCUGCACCGCGCCUCACCACAGCCACAACAUUACUAUUCACCAAACAAAGAGGCCUAGGCCCCGUCGCCAUCAGCUCUGCACCGCACCUCACCACAGCCACAACAUUACUAUUCACCAAGCAAAGAGGCCUAGGCCCCAUCGCCAUCAGCUCUGCACUGCGCCUCACCACAGCCACAACAUUACUAUUCACCAAACAAAGAGGCCUAGGCCCCGUCGCCAUCAGCUCUGCACCGCACCUCACCACAGCCACAACAUUACUAUUCUCCAAGCAAAGAGGCCUAGGCCCCGUCGCCAUCAGCUCUGCACCGCGCCUCACCACAGCCACAACAUUACUAUUCACCAAGCAAAGAGGCCUAGGCCCCGUCGCCAUCAGCUCUGCACCGCACCUCACCACAGCCACAACAUUACUAUUCACCAAGCAAAGAGGCCUAGGCCCCGUCGCCAUCAGCUCUGCACGUAACCGCCAACCAGCUGCGGGUCGCUGUAUCAGCUGGACAGUGCCUGUCCACCUAACCCUCCACUGGAUACUGCAAGCAAUCACGGAAGCCAAACUUGUGCCUUAUUGAGAAUGAAAGAUAAGUAUUUAUUUUAGGUACAUAGCGCCGAGUGUAGAAAAGGCUCCAGGUCUUGAGAAGACUUCUGAUACCUCAAAAGUUCUGUCUGUCUGUAAGUGACAUCCAUUUUGCCAGAAGCACCUAAAUUGUGGGGUACUUCAGGAAUGUGGAUUAGCAUCUCUUUAAAACGAGUCUGGUGUGAAGAAGGCCGCCGGGCAACACUAAUGGCACAAUCCACCUGUUAUACUCGUACCUCAUGGGGUUUAUACCUGAUCUCAUGGACACACCCCUCCACUAGAGAGGCACAUCCCCUUUCACAGCAUCGAUGCUGGGGGGCGGGGCCUGGCUGGUCACCCUCCUCCCCUCCCCCUCCAUAUCAUGGGUUGUUUGCCUGUCUCCAUGGUAACACACUGUCUCUGUCAGCUUUGAUCUAAAACUCCAGACAACAGCCUCCUGAGCCACGGUCUGGUGACUGAUUGCACACAAACACAGACCACCUAACCUCAUAUUAACCGCACAACGCUGGUCUAUCAGGAAUGGUUUUUGAUAAUACAACACCUUCUGUAACAUGAUUGUAAGCUUUUACUUUUGUAUGUUUUUACAUUUUGUAUAUUUGUGUAUCUACUGAAGUGCAGUUAGAUGUGGCUGAACAAAAUAAUUGGAAAUAAUCGAAGAUGGCUGUACAAGUAGUGUUUUCUGGAAUGAUUCUCCAUACACUGGAGAUCAGAAUACUAGAUGUGAUGUGUGUUAGAUGGGAGCUUGUGGUUUACAGUAAGAUGAGCAGUAUCCUUUGAGUAUUGUUUGAGUAUAGUUUGAGUAUAAUUUGGCUGAACCAGGUCUGGUUCGUGGAGUAUAGUUUGUGUGGCAACAAUGUGUGAGAUCACAUUGUUGACUCAUGAGUGUAAAAUAGUGAUAUUCAGACCUUCCAUUGUGUUGAUGGUAAAUCUAGACUUUGCCAUUGUGGCUUCUUUAGGUAGCUCUGGGCUUAAGUGCAGCCACAGGCCUGUUGUCUGUGAUAACAGACUGUACCACUGUGAGUCUGUGAUCUUUGUGUUUGUGUACGUGCACGUGUGUGUGUGUGUGUGUGUGUGUGUAUGUGUGUAAACCUCUGAGGCUUUUACAGACGUGAUCUAGGCCUGAGCCUUAUGCCACUCAGCAGAUAUUACAACUGGGCAGACCGUCUGUGUGAUGACCGCCAUGGUGCAUCGCUGUUAUAGCCUCUCACCGCCACCAGGUGGAGCCAUAGUACUGUAAUGAUGCCAAACAGCGCUACAGGGCGGUCUGACCGAUACUGUUUUGAAAGUGACGGCUCAAAAUCUAAAACGUGCCAACAUUCCUUAUCCUCCUUUCAGUUCAGUAAAUCUGCGUUGUUAAAAACAAGGAACUGGCAACUGAUACAGUUUUAAAAGCAACAGUAACACAAUUCUUUGCAAAUGUCUGCUACCAUAACCCACAGAGAGGUGAGUUGGUGCAUUCUGUGCUUCUCCUUGUGAAGUGUGUGCCAUGUUGUUGCUAUGCUUGGUCAUCAGGGACUGUUGUUUCCCUGGGAGCAGACAGAGGGAGAUGAAAGGCGGCGGUCGAAUAGAGGAGGCGUGCUUCCGAUACGGAACAGUUCUGUGAACCGCCCUUGGUGAGAAUCUGACCAAUGAAAAUGCCUCCUCAGACGUGGUGAAGAUUGGGGUGAAGACUCUGUUCCCUGAUGGUGAAUUGAGAGUGUGGAGAUCCCUAUAGGUCUGAAACUACGCACAGAUUUCAUAUGACCUUCUGAAUCUUCAUCAGUGACUUAUUAUAGCAAAUAAUGUAUAAGGAAGCACAUAUUAAAUAAUGUCAGAUUCUGAAGUCGUUUUAAAAUGUCUGCCAAAAAAAAUGAAAAAUUGAAUUGAAUUUUCAGAAGGCAUAUUUUAUUUAUUCAGUAUUAUGCUUGAAUAUUUUUAAUUUUCUUAAUAGAGUCUUGUCUAAUUUGUAUUACAUUGUAUUGUUUGUUGUCUGUUUAUACUGUAACAACAAUACUUACUUAAUGUGGAAAUAAAAAAAUAACAUUU